Messenger RNA from Colletotrichum orchidophilum, 2718 nucleotides. Its product is annotated as MYND finger. The coding region runs from base 1 to 2718 and encodes 905 amino acids. The transcript is spliced from 4 exons. The record is from RefSeq and is a predicted model, not a curated record. Lineage: Eukaryota; Fungi; Ascomycota; Sordariomycetes; Glomerellales; Glomerellaceae.
AUGAGUACGGCCCGUCUCCAGGCGACACCUCUCGCCUCAAGCUCAGGUGCCGGCUCUGGUGCAGGAAGGAAGCAACCUGAAUCUCUCUGCUACCAACUCGCUACCCCCGCCAACGGCCCUGAAGAAAUGGCCGAUCUUCUCGAUCCCGUCGUCACCAAAUCCAAGAAGAAGGAACCCGCCGGUGGUAUCGUCGUCGUCACGAUCCUCAACACCUCAUCGAGUGGCUGUCUUUUCCCUCUGGCCUGCCUUGUUCAUUUCUUCACCUCAUUCAUCCCUCGUCCCAUCAUCUCUUUCCUUCAGAGCGAUUCUUGUCUCGAGAAAAGCGUCAAAGCCAUCCUGAUGGAGGCCGAGACGUCAGCGCAGGGUCUCUUCCAAGGCUUGAAGCACGGCUUCUACCCCUCGACCGGCCGGAACCAUCUUCUUCGCCUCCUCAACGUGUCCGGUUCCUCGUGCAAGAGGAACAAGAACACGCCGGAUGCGGGUCGCAGAGGCCUCCCCGAGCUCGACUACAUCCUCUUCCAGGAAGGUCUCCCCUCCUACUUCGAACGUACCGAGCGUUACGACAUCUUGCCCGGCGACCCGGUUGAUUACCUGUUCGCAGCUCUCCCCCUGAUCGAGGAAGACGAUGCAGGCUUCAAAGGACACGAAAAGUCCGCAGAUUACGAUCGCCGCUUCGCUCUCGCUGUCUGGCCGUAUGCCAACUCCGAUGUCGAGGAGAUCAUCGCCAAGUCCAAGGACAAGUGCGCCUCCGACUACUGGUGGGCCGCUCGUUUCGCCUUCUCCCUCUGGAAUCGAUCCGACCUGUCCAUUCGGUGCGCCUUCACCCAGCUCCUUGGCGAGAUUGCAGCGUCCCGCUACGUCGAGAUGGAUGAGAAGCCGCCCGCUAUCAAGCCGAACCACAAUCACAGCGCAGCCGAUGUUUCCCCUUGUCCCGGCACGGCAUAUGUCCAGAAGCAUAGGUGGUUGAAGUAUACGCGCUGGGUUUAUCGUGGAAGAAAGGACGAGGACGCGGACAUCAAGCUCCGCCAGAACUCCAAGUGCGACUUAGGGGAGCUUCUGGGCAAGGACGAGUGUGUCGUCUGCGGUCACCGGCGCCAGGAGCCUCGCAGCAGUACAAAGAAGAAGCCCAUGCUCUACUGCAGCGGCUGCUACGUCGAGUGGUUCCCUCAUCUUCGCCGUAACUACUGCGGCCCACAGUGCCAGAAGAAGGACUGGAAGAAGCACUUUGCCGAAUGCCAGCGUCGCAAACACUUUAUCCGAGCCGUCUUCAUUCUGAAAGGCAUCGCGGAAAAGUUCAUGGCCACGACCUUUUCCGGCCAGGCCGUUGAUAUCGCCCCCACCGAGCCGUGUGGCAAUAAGAGCAUCGACGUUGACCGCGCCGGCGUUCCGCGCACCACUAUUACCCCAGCUGCGUACGCUGUUGGACCCUGGAUCGGUGAGCAGGUGUUCCCUCUCGGCCAGUCGUUUUUGGCGGAAAAGAGCCAGGAGGACCGUGAGAGGGCGUUGGCUUGGGAUGCUGGCGACAACAUUUACUACCACCUACAGCUUGUCAUUCGCCAAAUCAUCAGCCCGCUCUGCGAUAAUGUGGUCGAGAUGCAAAUGUUUGUGCGCAACGCAAACACCGUCACCUCCUUUGCCAGUGAUCGCUGCCGCGAAGGCCCCAUCAUUCACACCUCCAAGGGCAAGGACCCUAUGUUCUGGCCUCAUCCUGUCCUCAACUGCCGGCUGAAGGGAAGUGAUGAUUUGUUCAUUAUCGAUCUGCUCGGAGCUAAGUUCGGCUUUGCCGACGUCAUUCUUCCGGGCGAGCCAUGGGUCAAGGCUAGACUCGCUUACUGCGUCUCCUCGACGGUUCUGAAGAACAUGAAACCUCACUGGUAUCCCCGUGAGCAGGAGGGUCUUAUAUCUUGCCGUGAUGAGGUUGCCUACCUUUGGAAGGAGUGCAUCAAAACCUACAUCAGCAGCAAGUGGCCGAACAUUCAGGGACCCUUUGCCUUGUCGCACCUCAAAGAACAACUGUUUCGCGAAAGAACUCACAGCGUCAUGCUUUACUCAGAUGUCAUCUUCAAGGAGGCCACCGACCGCAUCCGCGACGAGGGCAUUUACCGACAAUUCCUGGUCCACGACCCAAACCCGUACUCUCACGAGUUCAGAAUUGGCGUUACCGACUCUCAGGAAGAGUGCGACCUCUACAAGGAGAUCUGGAUGGACCGGCGCGCCUACGACAUUAUCAUCAAGAACAAGCUGAGCGAGCAGAACCAGCUGCUACCCCCCGGUUCCGAGACCCUCCGCCUCACGGCGCUCUGGGUCGAUCGUCUGAGAAAGUACGGUGAGAAGAACAGGUUCGACUCGGUCAAGCUCCUCGGCCCCUGCAUUGCCAAGCAUUACAACAUUCGCGCCGCGCACUCGUCGGAGGAGGACCGUGAGGUUUCGACGGCAUGGCUCAUGCACCACGGCAUCUCCAAAAGUGCUGCCGACAAGUUCUUUGAGCAGUGCAAGGCCAUAGUCAGCGAAUGCAUAAACUCGGGUGCAACCACGCCCGAGCUGAUGCUGGCUCAGAUGGCUAUGCCCGGCGGUUUCUCCGAGUACACCAAAAACAUGUCGAUGGAGGAUGCCCGGGACUUUGCGUCGAUCGGAGCAUUCCUCAACUCGCACAACGCCAUGAAGGCCAUGUCACAGAUGAAGACGGAGAUUUUGAAGCGAGUCAAUGACAGGGGUUAA